Cololabis saira (Pacific saury) is the source of this 643-nucleotide messenger RNA. RefSeq lists its product as uncharacterized. Bases 35 to 643 code for a protein of 202 amino acids. The transcript is spliced from 4 exons. Lineage: Eukaryota; Metazoa; Chordata; Actinopteri; Beloniformes; Belonidae. The record is from RefSeq and is a predicted model, not a curated record.
GGACCGAGGAUCAUCAAGAAUCAUAUCUGGUGAGAUGUCACUGGACCACGAGAGUCCUGAUAUUGUGCCCUCUAUUUUUUCAUACACUAAACAAAACCAAAACCCCGAUGCAAAGAUCAAAAGGUACCAAAGAAAAAAGAAAUGGAGUGAAAGACUUCUGGUUGCUCCACCAAAUCAACCUGCUCCUGCUCCUGGAACUCCAGAGGAAGUCACCGGCAUGGAUCACAGUCCUACUGAAGAGGACAUCCCAGUCACGAGGACAGAAUACAAUGACCUGAACCUGAGGUACACCGAGCUGAAGAGUGACCACGUCAACCUGCAGGAAAAGUAUCAACAGCUGCGAGAUGAAAAUGAGAGACUUAAAGAGGAGCUGAAGAAGUCUACAUUUUCAUACUCAAAUAUUAAGUGCAACAUGGUACAACUGUUGUUUAUCACUAGAAUAACAUCUGUGCUCUUUGACUUUGUGCACCAAAAUUGCAGGAAGUGUAAAAAUAUUCAGCAAGAAGCUCUCUCUACAGGAUCAUCUUUUGAUAGUGUUAAUGAAAUUAAGGUUGCAGCUCAUGGUGCCCUUCGCAUUCCAGCUUUCACCAAAGGCAAACAGCAACUUUCUGCACAGGAAGUCGACACAUCAAGACAACUGUGA